AUGGAGAAGAGCGCAGAGGAUAACACAGCAUACUCUAACGUCCCAGAAAAGCCAACGGCCAAACCUGUUAGUGGAUCUUUCUACUCGAAUCAUGACAGGAACCAUGAGCUAAUGGCCAGCUUGCAGUUCCCCAAACCUCCCUCAAGUGGCAGCACGCAGUCUAGCCGGACUGCAACAGCUCAUCAGGCGUAUCAAGUUGCACAAACGCCGGCAGGUUUCACCGGCUACAACCCACCGUCGUCCGAAGGUCAAGCAAUCUCUCCAGAAACAACACCGCAACAGCAACGGCCGCAACGGCAGGCGGACACAGCUCCACAAGAGCGAUAUACACCGAGAACGUAUGCUCAAGGCUCCAACAGUUCAAAUUCAUCGGGAGUGAUGGAGCAGCAACAAUCAGGAACGAACUCAACAUGGACUUGGGACCCAGCCAACCAAAGAUAUUACCGUUAUGGCCCAGCUGGCGAGGUCAUAUGGAACUAG
This is a messenger RNA of Diplodia corticola, 480 nucleotides long. RefSeq lists its product as uncharacterized. Lineage: Eukaryota; Fungi; Ascomycota; Dothideomycetes; Botryosphaeriales; Botryosphaeriaceae. Bases 1 to 480 code for a protein of 159 amino acids. The record is from RefSeq and is a predicted model, not a curated record. The transcript is spliced from 2 exons.